Messenger RNA from Dermacentor albipictus, 1306 nucleotides. Its product is annotated as retinol dehydrogenase 7-like. Lineage: Eukaryota; Metazoa; Arthropoda; Arachnida; Ixodida; Ixodidae. The record is from RefSeq and is a predicted model, not a curated record. Gene Ontology annotation, molecular function: oxidoreductase activity. Gene Ontology annotation, biological process: steroid metabolic process. Gene Ontology annotation, cellular component: intracellular membrane-bounded organelle.
UAGUGCUACUCAUUGUGUCAAAUUACGUGACGUAGAUUGCACUUGGAGCGCUGCUGUGCCCACGUUGUAGGACACGCUCGCUCUGAACAGCGAUCGUUGGUCUGCAGUGUCUCAUCGAAAGUGAAAGUGCACGUCAUACUGUCAAAACCAUCGAGACUGCUUGAAGCUGAGAACUGAGAGAUGUCAUUGUUGUGUCUGCGGCGUAUGAAGAACUCGACCAUUAGCCCUAUAGGAACACCGUGGAUGCUUUUUUUGGUUUCGUUAUUGCUACUGUGGAACUUCUGGAACUUCCUGACGCCGCUACAUGAGAUAUCAGUGGUAGUCGGCUCACUAUGGGUUGCACUCAAGCUGUCCUACGCUGUGUCCCGAUUCCUCCCCAGGUGGGCCUUCGUAGAGGAAGUGCAAGGAGAUGGGAAAGCGGUGCUCAUCACAGGAUGCGACACCGGCUUCGGCCACCGGCUAGCGAAGCGGCUGUCUCACAAAGACUUUUUGGUGUUCGCCGGUUGUCUUAACUCAAACGGCGACGGGGCAUGCGAGCUGAAACACCUGAAAAACAUCGUCGUCUUGCAAAUGGACGUCACGGAACAAGAACAAGUGAAUGAAGCCUUCGUCACCGUUAAAGAAAAGUUGGGUGCCAGAGUACUCUGGUCGGUGGUGGCGAAUGCUGGAAUCGGAAGCAGCGGACUUCUAGAGUGGACGACACUGGAAACAGUAACCAAAAUGUUUGACGUCAACGUCUUCGGUGUCCUUCGUGUAAUCAAACGAUUCCUGCCACUCCUGAGGAAGAGUCAAGGCAGAGUCGUCACUGUAGCCAGUCCCCUGGGCCGCCUCAUACUGCCCAUGGUAGCGCCGUACUGCAUGACGAAGAGCGCCGUCAUCUCCAUGAUGGAUGCCUUUCGACGGGAGUGUCGAGGCAAGGGUGUCGACUUUGUCACAGUGGAGCCUGCAGCCUACAAGACGCCCAUCACUUGGAUGUUUCUUGCGUCCAAGGAUCACGUGAUGCGGGAGCUCCGAAAGCAGGCUCCCGAGGUGAUUGCCGACUACAGCCAGGAGGAGAUCGACGAUUGGGUUAAAGUGUCGGACAAGUGCUCCGGGCCAUUGGUUAGGACGGAGCCGGAAGAGUGCGUCGAUGUUCUCGAGAAAGCGGUCAGGGAGACGCAGCCGAUGACUCACUACUGGUCCCCGUGGGGAAUUGACUUGCUCUACCUUUCGGUGAUGCUAUCCUUACCCAGUGACGUCUUUGACGCUGCCGUAGCAGUCAUCCGGAAAAUCCAUCUGAAGAUUAUGUAAAGGUUACUUCUAUCAA